This is a messenger RNA of Vigna umbellata (rice bean), 1106 nucleotides long. Lineage: Eukaryota; Viridiplantae; Streptophyta; Magnoliopsida; Fabales; Fabaceae. The record is from RefSeq and is a predicted model, not a curated record.
UUUCCUGCAUGUACCUCACAUCCACGCUAUCAAUCUCAGCCCAUGUAGCUAUCUCUUUUUAUUUAAUUUCAUUAAUUUUAAUUAAUAAUUUACUUUUACGAUGUUGUUGGGGUCUCUUUCUUCUGGAACUAACCCCAAUCUGCACUGAACCGUGAACUUAGCACCACCACCACCGCCACCACCGCCACCUUCUUCUCAUUCUUCUUCUUCCAUUCGAUGGCGUUCGCUCACUGCCUGCUCGCAGUUCCCGUUGAACCCUGCGAAUAUCCAAAACUUCCCAUAUCCAACCAACCGUUGUCGAUUUCCUCACACUGUUUAAACCUCUCUUCAACUCUCCGCCCCAAAACUCACAACCUCUCACUAUUCGCCAGGCUCCGCAGAAUCGCUCACAAAGCCAACGCUAAGCCGCAGGAACCCGAAGUCAGCGUGGCCAGUGAGGCCUUCACGGAAUUCAAGCAUCUGCUUUUGCCCAUUACGGAUAGGAAUCCCUACCUCUCUGAGGGUACAAGACAAGCUAUUGCAACCACCUCUGCUUUAGCUAAAAAGUACGGAGCUGACAUUACAGUUGUAGUUAUUGAUGAACAGCAGAAAGAGUCACUGCCUGAGCAUGAGGCUCAACUAUCCAGCAUCCGUUGGCAUCUAUCUGAAGCAGGUGGGUUGAAGGACUAUAAUUUGCUAGAGAGGCUUGGUGAAGGGAGCAAGCCAACGGCUAUCAUUGGUGAUGUUGCUGAUGACCUUAACUUGGAUUUGGUAGUUAUUAGCAUGGAAGCAAUUCAUACAAAGCACAUAGAUGCAAAUUUGCUAGCCGAGUUCAUUCCUUGUCCUGUCAUGCUUUUGCCAUUGUAAUUUGCAUUGUUUUAAGAUAGGGAGCGGUUUUUGUUUCAUCCCAUCUGUCUUCUCUCAUGCAAUUUGAUAUUCCAUCGUGUUGUUUAGCAUUUGCUACUCCUGUGUCAGGGAUGUACAUAUGUGUGCUGAAGCAAAUCUAAGUUUUAUGUCUGCAAAGGAACCGUGUUAGAGUUUUCUUCUGGGGACCAAAUUUUCAAGAAAUGAUAAUUAGGAGAGGAAUUUGGAUCCUCUAUCUGAGCUAUUAGAAUGUUGUUCUGCUA